AUGGAAACUUUGGAUAAUAUUGAAACGAGUCAGCCAACUGACACAAACAACAUGGAUUUGGAUGAUACUGAUCAGGCUCUACCAAAUGAUGCAAAUGCUACUUAUCUAUGGAAUUAUAUGGUCAAACAAGACAACCAAAAGGCAAAAUGCAAGCUUUGCGAUGUUCUAUUAAGUCGAAAGAACGGUUCAACAACAGGAUUACGGAAACAUUUAUAUCAAAUUCAUAAGCUUCAACCAUUUGGAACAACUUCAACUAAAUCACGACCAAAACGAUGCUCACUUUCAACCGAACAAAAGAAACGGCUCGAUUCAUUAAUAAUCAAAUGCAUAAUCGAGGAUGGAAGAAGUUUCAGUGAUAUCAGUCAAUCAGGCAUAGUGAAAGUAUUCGAUCAUUUAGUGGAAGGUUAUGUUCCACCGCAUCGUAACACAGUUCAGCGUAAUUUGAAACGAUUGGAAUCUGAACACAAAUCGUUAUUGAUCAAAGAAUUAUCAAGUAUUCGGUCUAUAGGCAUUACCUGUGACUUUUGGAGUGAUAAACGCUUACAAUCAUACAUGUGUUUGACUGGCCAUUACAUAUCAUCUGACCAUCGAUUUUUUUCGAAGAUUCUGUCAUUCACGUCUUUUCAUAAUCGUCACUUAUCUUCGAAUAUCUCAAUGAUUAUUAAAAAGGAAUUACAAGAAUUGAAUGUACUUGAAAAAACACGCUCUAUUACAACAGACGGAGCUGCAAAUAUGCUAAAAGCAGUUGAAUUACUGGGCGAUGAUAUAAAGCAAAUAUAUUGUUCGUAUUUGCAUUCAAAGUUACAUAUUUUCGAUAGGUAUAUGAAUUUAGGUAUUGCCCAUCGACUUCAUCUGGUGGUAUGCAAUGGUCUUGGAGUUUGGAUUCGCAAAAAACGAGAAUCUUGUUCAUCGGCUGUUCCUACAACAUCGAACAAUCCAGAAGAAAUUGAUUCGGAGGAAGAAGAUCUAACGGAUGAUGUUCAGAUUGUGCCACAAUCAUCACAAGUUAAUACUUCGACGAAUUAUGCUGUUACAACAAAUCAAUCAUUACUUACCGGAAGUCAAGAUUUGAAUACUCGUUUCGAUGAUGUUAUCACAAGUGAAAUGUUAGUUGAUACAGAAUUCGAUGAAUAUAUUACGGAUUUUAUGGAUAACUGGUCAAAUGAUAUUGUUGAAUUAAUGGAUCCAUCUACAUGCGAUUCAAUACAACAACACGUUGGCGAUGUGAUGAGGAAAUCGAGAUCGUUUGCCAAACUGAUCAAUAAAUCAUCGAUUUUAAUGAACCACGUAUCUAGCCUUAAAAAGCAAUUCAAAAUUAAUCGCUCUCUUCAAUUGGAUUGCAAAAGUCGUUGGAAUUCUUCGUACCAUUUGGUUGAAGGAUUGUUAAUGUACAAAAAAAUCAUUAAAAAAAUUAACAGUGAAAAAUACGACAUCGGCCUCAACAAGAAACAAACAGCAAAACUUUCUUCGAUCGAAUUAAAUCAAGAUGAUUGGAAAAUUUUAGAACUAAUCGAAUUUGUCUUGAAACCGAUUGUGCAUGCCACAGAACUCGUCAGUGGUAGUAAAUAUCCAACCAUUGGAAUUAGUUAUUUCGUUAUCUAUCAAUUUCGAGAAUUUCUCGAGGAUAUGACUGACCAAAGUAUUAACGAUUGGAAACUACUGCAUUACAUGAAAUCUUUAUUGUUGAAGCAAGUUCAAAAGUAUUUUUUUGAUAAUCUCACACAAUUGAAAACCAUGAAGAUUCACUCGUAUUUUGAUCCCAUUGGAUUUGGAUGUCUAACAAGAAGAGAACAACGAGAGUGUGAAACAAAUAUCAUUGAAUUAGAUGAGCAAAAUUCCAACGAAGAUACUAACGAUGAUUUCGAUGUUUCUCAAACACAAUCAUACAGUAAUACACAACGAAGAUAUGCCGAAACGAAAUCUUCUGCUAUGAACAAGUUCACUACUUCCAUUGGGAAACCAUUUUUAGCUCCAUUUUUAUCAUCCAUUACCAUAUCGAAUAAGAAGAAGCUUAUGAUGGAGGAAAUGUCCGUGUAUAGAUCCUUGGCUCAACGGGAAUACAAUAGCAUCAUCAACGGUGAAAAACAUUCAAAUGCUAUGGAGUUCUGGAAUAUGCAUCGUGUUCAAUUGAAAUACCUGUACAAGUACGCUACCCAUCAUCUUGUCAGUCCAGCAACUUCUGUAGCAUCCGAAAGCGCUUUCAGUACAGCAUCGUAUUUAUUCCGUAAACAGCGGUCCAGAUUGACACCAGAAAAUUUGUGUUCAACGAUGUUUCUUAAAGACAAAAUCGAGAAUGAAUUUAAUCAAUGA
This is a messenger RNA of Adineta ricciae, 2310 nucleotides long. The record is from the annotation of a GenBank genome assembly. NCBI's taxonomy places the organism in Eukaryota, Metazoa, Rotifera, Eurotatoria, Adinetida, Adinetidae.